Schistosoma rodhaini is the source of this 758-nucleotide messenger RNA. NCBI's taxonomy places the organism in Eukaryota, Metazoa, Platyhelminthes, Trematoda, Strigeidida, Schistosomatidae. The record is from the annotation of a GenBank genome assembly.
AAAAGUUUCAUAGGCAUUAAUUAUAUUCAUUUAAAAAUUAUGAAUACAGUAACGCUUGGUUUAUUCUGCAUAGUUAUAUGCUUAAUUGAAAUAAAUGCCGGUGCAGUUCUAACUGUGAAACCACAAACUGUCACUGUGAAACCACAAACUGUCAAUAAGAAAAAUACUACACCAGUCCAUCAAGAACAACCAUCAUUUUGGAGACGUAUGUGGAAUUCGGCUGAAACGAAGACUAAGGAUAAUAAUAAUCCAAACCCGAGCACAGCUGUGGCUGAAAGUCUCUCACUGAAAGAAAGGAUUAUGAAUAAAUUCAACAGUAUUUUUGGAGAAGAAGAAUAUAAUCCCCCUCAGAACAGUGAUUUCACUGAGAGAUUAUGGAUGUUAUUCAAACAUUGUUUCUUGAAUUUCAAAAAUCUUGCCAAAAUAUUCUCCAUUUAAGAAAAUGGAAAGGAUUUAGUUAAAGUUAAAGAAAAGAUCAUUAAUGAACAAUAGAACAUGUAACUGAAUUCAUUUUAAACAAAAAUAUAUUUGAUGUAAUGUCUUUAAUUUUAUUAUUUAUUUGAGCAAAUAAAUAUUGGUACAAAAGGGGGAACCCAAUACAUAUGCGCCACACAAAUCAAGUGAUUUGCGUGCGGGUCGUGAUAGUACUCGGGUACCCAAACCGAUGUAAGUGGUUUUCUUAAGGGGACCAAUAAUUAAUUCAUACGUCAUUUGUUUCUUCAGUAUCCUUGAGACCAUGUGCACCAUUGGUUUAGAAU